GCACGUUCCCCAGUUAGUGUGGCAACCAGCUGAGUAGCCACACUUCCACGCUCAGUGUUGGAAUCCUCUCCAUCGAGUGAGCCAGUCCUCGUUCCUUCUCUUUGUCAAGAUGGCAACAGCUGACAUGAAGAAGACGGCGUGCGUCACCGGAGGGAACGGGUACAUCGCCUCGGCGCUCAUCAAGAUGCUGCUGGAAAAGGGGUACGCCGUGAAGACGACGGUCAGGAACCCCGAUGACAAGGAGAAGAACUCCCACCUCGAGGGCUUGAAGGAACUUGGCCACUUGGAGGUCUUCCGCGCCGACUUGGACAAUGAAGGCAGCUUCGACGAAGCCAUUGCAGGCUGCGACUACGCCUUCCUCCUGGCCGCUCCGGUGAACUACACGGCGAAGAAUCCUGAGAAAGAGCUGAUCGAGCCUGGCGUCAAAGGCACGCUCAACGUCCUGAGGUCGUGCGUGAAAGCCGGGACGGUGAAGCGUGUGAUCCUGACCUCGUCGACGGCCGCCAUCUCCAGCAGGCCGCUGCAAGGCUACGGCCAUGUGCUGGACGAGGAGUCCUGGUCCGACGUCGAGUACCUCACAGCCAAAAGGACUGGUCUUUGGGCGUACCCGGUCUCGAAGGUGCUCCUGGAGAAGGCGGCGUCCAAGUUCGCGCAGGAGCACGACAUCAGCCUGGUCACCCUGUGCCCCUCCGUCACCGUAGGCGAGGCGCCGGACAGACAGGUCUACACGACCGUCCCCGCCAUCCUCUCCUUGCUAUCCGGCGACGAGGCAGAGCUCCGUGUGCUCAAAGGCAUCGAGAGGGCCUCCGGCUCAGUUCCGCUGGUGCACGUCGAGGACGUCUGCCGCGCAGAGAUUUUCGUCGCCGAGGAGGAAGCGGCCGCGGGGAGGUACAUCUGCUGCAGCCUCGACACGACCAUCGUCGAGAUGGCCCGUUUCCUGGCAAAGAAGUACCCGCAGUACAACGUGAACACAAAUAUCUCCGGCGAUCUCCUUGAGGAGCCGAUAGCGCUCCUGCCGUCCGCGAAGCUGACCAGGGAAGGGUUCGAGUUCAAGUACAGGACGCUGGAUCACAUAUACGAUGACAUGGUCGAGUACGGCAAGACCCUGGGGAUUCUGCCCAGCUGAUGCUCCUCUGCUUUGUCUGGCUUAUCGCAAUUCAGAACACUCAUCCACGUACUUGCAAAAUAAGUAACGCUACUGUUACGCUGAAAUGUAUCGAUUCCGUCAGUUUGUUUAAAUGUGGUUCUAUGACUUC
This is a messenger RNA of Phragmites australis (common reed), 1256 nucleotides long. Its product is annotated as anthocyanidin reductase ((2S)-flavan-3-ol-forming)-like. NCBI's taxonomy places the organism in Eukaryota, Viridiplantae, Streptophyta, Magnoliopsida, Poales, Poaceae. The coding region runs from base 110 to 1126 and encodes 338 amino acids. Gene Ontology annotation, molecular function: oxidoreductase activity, acting on the CH-OH group of donors, NAD or NADP as acceptor. The record is from RefSeq and is a predicted model, not a curated record. The transcript is spliced from 6 exons.